UGAGUGAAACGAAACAUUUCCCAGGUGAAGUGUCUUUGAAACUUGCUGCCCGGGCAGCGAACAAAGUAGGUCGGCAUAAUUACAAUUAAAGUGACAUAAUUUGUUGAUGACAGAUAACACAAUGGCGGUGAAUACUGUCAUGUCACGUCAAUGAGAUAUUCACUGGACUCGCUGUGUUGUGCCUUAUGAUCUUGACGGCAUGACGCGCCUGAUGCUUUUAGUUGCCGCGGCGUUUCUCAUGUCCGCUCCAACGAGCGCCUCUCAGGGGGAUAAAGAGCCAGUCUACCGCGACUGCGUCAAACAAUGUGUCCGGACGAACUGCACAGGGGCCCGACUGCGCGGAUUCCAGUCAGCUCAACCUCCAUACAUGGCUCUCACAGGCUGGACAUGUCGUGAUGACUGCAGGUAUCAGUGCAUGUGGACGACAGUAGGCCUGUACCAAGCAGAGGGCUACAGUGUACCACAGUUUCACGGGAAGUGGCCAUUUGCACGUUUCCUGUGUUUUGAGGAGCCUGCGUCUGCUCUGGCAUCUCUGCUUAACGGUCUGGCAUGUCUGCUGAUGCUGCUGAGAUACCGCAGCACCGUCCCUCGCCAGAGCCCCAUGUACCACACCAUCACCGCCUUCUCACUGGUUUCACUGAACGCAUGGUUCUGGUCAACAGUGUUCCACACAAGGGAUACCUAUCUAACAGAGAAGAUGGACUACUUCUGUGCAUCAGCGGUUAUUCUCUACUCUAUCUACUUGUGCUGUGUCAGGACGUUGGGCUUGCGAAGGCCUGUGAUCUCCAGUAUGGUGGGAGUUCUGCUCAUUUUGGCCUUCACGUCUCAUGUCUCCUAUCUGACCUUUGUCAGUUUUGACUAUGGCUACAACAUGACUGCCAAUGCCACCAUAGGUAUGAUAAACCUGUUGUGGUGGCUGUGCUGGUGCUGGCAGAACCGGAGGAUCUUGCCGUACUGGUGGAAGUGUGGUAUUGUGGUGCUCUUGCUUCAUGGUCUUGCUCUGCUGGAGCUGUUGGAUUUCCCUCCACUCUUCUGGGUUCUGGAUGCUCAUGCCGUCUGGCACCUCAGCACUGUACCCGUCCACUUCCUCUUUUACAGUUUUCUCAUAGAUGACAGCCUUCACCUCCUCAAUACAGAGAAGCCUGGAGUGAAACUUGACUAGGAGGAACCAGUCUCAGAACCCCAACCCCUCCUCUGAUAUUCUUCCCUUAAGGGCACGAGAGAGCUGAACUGAGCCAGAACUCAACCACAGUGGCUUUCCGCAUGUGUCCUGGGCCUGAAGUUUGCAAUUUUGUUGUGUUUACCUAUUCUUUUUACUUUAUUUUUUAUUGUACACAAAGGGUUGUCAUUUGGUCCAAUUCUAAGGAAAUGCCACCAUACUGUAGUUGAAACUUGAUUAAUGUUUGCAUUCACUGAGCAUUGCCUUCGAUAGAAUCAGUUAAUUAGAAUACAUGAGCCUUUCUUCAGGACUUUAUCAACAUAGUUCUCUCUAAAAUUGGUCCAAUGAAAACACCAUGUGUGCUGAUUAAAAUCUGCAUAGAAGUAAUCAGUAUCUCCAUUCAUAUCCUUAUAUAGAAGUGAAGUGAAAGAUUGAAAUGCCCUGAAGUGUGUAUAUAUUUGAAAGAUAGAGGUAGUUGGAGUGUUAGCUUUUAAACUUUCACCAUAAGGGUGCUGAUUCAGUACUCAGGAGGGGUUAUGAGUAAGCUGUCAGCUCCGUUUCUGAGACUAGUGACAGGUACCUCACCAGGUUGCAAUACCAGCAGCUACCAGCAGAGAGCAGUGUUGAUGAGUUUGAGAUUUCCCCAGUAGACCUUUGUGAAAUUGGAUGUUUUGUUGUUAUAGCAUAGUGCAUAUCAAGCUGACCCAUUUUUAUGAGAUGCUUUAAACUGCAUCUAUUUCUAUAGUUAAAUACAAAAAUGUAAUCAUUGUUCAGGCAAACAUGAAAAUUGUCAUCAUUUACUCACACUCAUGCUGUUCCAAACCCAUAUGACUUUCUUUCUUCUGUGGAACUCAAAAGGAGAAAUUUUACAGAAUUUAUUGCUAAUCACUUUGUGGUGGGCGAUACUAUACAUUCACUUUAGAGCAAGUUGUUGCCCUCUGAAUAUACAAAGCUAGCUUGAUCCUUAUUUAUGACCGGAAGAGUGACAAGAUAUAAGACAGCAUUAACUUUUCCUUUUGACUGGGAUGAUGUAGCAUAGUUUCUUUUUCUGCUGCUGCUUUAAUUUGCAUGUGUUUCAUUUCCUGAGACUUAAUGCAUAUAUCACUUUGUGCUUUAUUUUCAACCAUGUCUAGAAUCAUGUUACUACACUUAGCAAAAUCAUUUUUAUGUGCCUUGUUUGUAUCACGGUGGUUUUCUGGUGAAAUGAACACUAGAGAUGCUACAACAGCAAUGACUUUUAUAGCCUCACACAAAUCAUGAGUAAAAUGGCAGAUUAUAAAUUAAAAAACAUCUUCGUUUUGCCCUGUUCCUUACACAGUGCUAUCUUAUGAAAUCUAAAUAAAUGUUAGCAUUUGCAUUACAUAACCUACUACAUUUACAAGCUUGUUUGAGUGCGCUAAAAUUAAAAUUGGGCAGUAGCUCAACUGAUAGAGUGUUGCAAUUGCAAUGCAAAGGUCCAGGGUACAAGUCUGAAGAGAAAGUAAGCUUCAGCAAUUGCGAUUUUCAUCUUACAUUUGCUUUUUAUGACACUUUUUGUUAGAUUUUGGGGAGAGUUUCGUUGGUUUAAACUCCAAUAGAGCAUUCAACUUAACCCAGUUUUUUCCACUUACAUUUGCUUUUUCUGACACUAUCUGUUAGGUUUAGGUUUAGGGUAGGGAGGUAGUUAGGUUUUUCAUCUGUUUGGGAGAAAAUAUUACUUGCUUUUAGCACCCAGCAGUGGACAUUUCACCUCGGAACUGCCGUAAUAUGUCUAACCGCACGAACCACAUAAUAUAAUUCUGCAAAAAUGUCACCACAGUCACAUCAUUUUCAUGAGAUCAAUUGUUUAUUUUGGUGAAAAUGUAAUUGAGAUUUUCAGAUUAUUUGAUUGUUGGGGAGUUUUUUCACCAAGAAUGCCUUUGCUAUGAAAAGAUCAGAAUAAUUUUGCAUUGAAGGUAAUGGAAAAAGGAUAAAGAAGGACUUAAGAAGAGAGAGAGAGAGUGUGUGUGUGUGUGUGUUUGUGUGUGCGCAAUUUGAGCUUGUUGUGCAUCAGUGCAAUACGUUUACACACUUUUCCAUGCCUGCUCCAUACACUUAACUAUAUUAACCUGAUACCCUAAUACAGCUUAUAUCCUUAGCAGUGAUUCUAAUGCUGGUGAGCCUUCUCUGUAUGCUACAGUUGUUACAUUCUAUGCCUUGCAUUUUUAACCUUCUUAUUACUCAUUUAAGUUCAUUGUUUGUAUUUACGUGAGUAUGUCAGGGACGUGAAUUCAAAUUAAUAUGAAACAUAGCAACUUCUAUCUCUCUUACCAUUCACAUCCACACAAACUCCCACUUUCUAGUGCCAGAAUAUUUCUCUGCCUUUUUUUUUUUAAUCACUUUAAAGUGAAAACGCACCUUCACAGAUUCUAGAGUUAUUACCACUUGAGCCAAAACCAUGCCGUUUGACUGCCUGAUAUGUCUUUGUUCCAUAUUGCUACUUGUGCACUUUAUGUAUGUCUGUGUGUGUGUUGCAGAACAAGAGUGUAAGCAUGACCAGCCUGGAGGUUAAAUAUAGCCAUUUAGAAAUGCUAAAAGUGGUAGAGAGGGAGAAUUUGGGGGAGGGGACAGAAAGGGUAGCCAGAGCAGUGUUGGGCUGCCAAUUUAUUUUCUGAAAUAUUUUUGCAUUCCAUCUCAUUUAUGUUGGGUUCCCUCACAAUAGUUUUAUUCAUCCCUUACGAAGAUUUUAAAUGGUUUUACUACAGUAGCUAUAUGUUAACCAUGACAUUUGAAGUAAAAACAUAAUAAUAAUACUGGAAAACCAAAAUUAUGGUAAUACAAUUUCGUAAUCAUUCUGCAAAAGAAAAAAAAAAAAACAUGGUUUCUACAGUUGUACUAUAGUAAAACCAUAGUAAAUGUGUGGUACAAGUAUGUUUUUAAACAGGGUUCCCACUCUUUUAUGAACACCAGAUUCAAGGACUUUUUUAAACACCUUUAAUUUAAUAUCAAGCACCUGUCAAAUUCAUGUUUCAUCAUACAUGGCAUAAUGAAGGCCUUUUAGAUAACAUAUCGAACAUGAUAUUUAAUGUGUGAACAUAACUUUUUCAUUAAGCUUAAUAGAAAUAUUAUUGGUUACAAUUUAUCAAUACUCUCAGGCCGUCAGUAUUGUGUAUAUCACUUUUCAAAGUAUCCAUCUUGUAAUGAAGGGAAGCCUAGUGCUUCAUACAAACCCUGUGUCAUUUGAACAAAUGAACUGCACAAUAUUUAGGAAAUACAUCUAUUUACUACUGUCCCUGCCAAUGAGACAGCAGCAGGAGCUGACGCACACUUUCCAGAGUUUGUGGAAUUACUGAUCUUUGGACAUGUAUCCAUGCAGGAAAGUGUCCACUAGGGCUGCAAAUAACGAUUAUCGACUAAUCUAACGAUUUUAGAAUGUUUCAUUGGCUAUUUGGGCGAUUAUUGCAAUGAUUUAUAAACAUCUCUAAACCAUCUAUUCAGCUUGAGUUAGUUGUAUUAAACAUGUGCUUACUAACAAUAAAGAUAUGGGGAUGAAAGCAUCUUUUAAAAAUACCUUUAAAUGAACUUCACUGAAUUACAGGUAAAAUUCUUCAUAAGUUAUGAAGUUAAAUUCAGAAAAAAAUACACUGCAUUCUUAAUGAGUGUUUUGUCUUAUUUUCCAGUGAGAUAUCUAAAUUCAUUCAAAUAAGAACAUAACAUAAAAUUACAAAAGCUCUUUAUACUUGUUUUAGUGUGUGAUGUGUGAUAGAAUGUAUCUUAAAUAUAAGUGUUUUAUUUUACUGCACUGGCUGAUUUAUUUUUUUAUUUUCACUUGUUUUUUUUACUUUUGUACUUAAGUGAAAAAUUCUCUCUGAAAACAAAUCUUAAAAUUUUGUGCAGUGUAGCUCCUCAAGUAAAUGUACAUUGUUUUACAUGAUUUUUGGAUAGUUUUACUGAAGAACAUGUUUUGGACACUGAAUUUCAUGGUUAAAAUAUGGUUACUGUAGUAAAGCCAUAGUUUAUUUUAUGGUUACCAUGGUUUUACUACAAAUACCAUAGUUGAACUAUGGUUACAGUAGUACAAUCAAGGUAAAUUUUUGAAAGGGCUGGAUAAAGCUACUGCAAGGGAAUGCAAAACUUAUGAGGGAAUGCAAGCUGUUGUGAAGAAACAUAACUUUUUUUGAGGGAACGCAAUAUAUUACCAGGGAGCGCAACAUUUUAUGGGGGAGUACAAACUAUUGUGAGGGAAUGCGAAACUUUGUGAAGGAAUGCAAAUUAUAGUGAGGAAAUACAAAAAUUUUGUGAGGGAAUGCAAAACAUUUUGUGUGGGAACACAAAUUAUUGAAAUGGAAUGCAGAACAUUUUGAGAGGGAAUGCAAACUGUUGUGAGGAAACGCAGAAGUUUUUGCUAUUGUUAUAUAAUGCAAACUAGGGAACGCAAACUAUUGUGAGGAAACGAACAAUUGUGAGGGGGGAAAAAAACGUACUGUGCGGAAAUGCAAACUAUUGCUAGGGAACGCAAAACUUAUUGUGAGGGAAUGCAAAUUAUUGCGAGGGAACGCAAACUCUCAUAAGGAAACAAAUUACUGUGAGGAAAUGUAAAACAUUUCUGUAAGAGAAUACAAAACUAUUUCAGAAAAUAAAUUCCCUUCUUGUCCUCUAAGGGGAUCUAUAAUGAUCAGACUCCACAAAACAUUUAAUUUGUCUUUUGAGAGUAUCAUGUAUAGAAAGUAAUGAUGUAGAUUCUACAACUCUACAACAGUGGUAGAACACCAUGGUUAAUUAUGGGACACAAAGCUCCCAAUUUGAUUUCACAGGGUCUUUAAAGCAUUAUAAUUGUUAUUGACACAUGUAAUACUGACAUUUAUAUAAUUCUUUUCACUUUCCCUUGAAACCUUCACAUUUUGUUUUUAACGUUUCUAAAGCAGAAUAGUCAUCAUAUGUUUUCUGUCUAAAAUCCAUUGACUAAACAUUUUCAUUUUGGUGCUGUAAAAUAACCUGCAUGCUAAAUGUAAAUUUGACCUUUUCUCAUGAUAUGGAAAGAAACUAAAGGAAAUGUGAGUGAGAUCUUCUGGUAAUUUGUAGUAUUCUGAAAAGAAUUCCUUAGUAUUAUUAUUAUUACUACUACUAUUUUUUAUUGAUACUAUUGCCUGUAUAUAAUGUAACAUUUGGCCAAACAUCAGACAGGACUUCUGGGUAUUCUAAUUGUUACUGUCCCAAAGGACCCAUCAAGCUCUCCCUCCUUUCCUUUGGCCAGUUUGACUGCAUCCAUCCAAAGGCUCCAUAAUAUGGACUUGCCCAGUAUUUCUUCCUUACUUUCACUUUCUCUGCUUAUUCUGUCUUUCCCUCUCUCUGGCUUUAUUUCUUAUUCUUGGUAUUGUAAUGCACCUUUCUUCACCAGUUGUACACAGCUUCAGUUGUGUAUAAAGAAACUUUAAGGAAAUUAAUAAAAUUGUUCUCUAUUAAUUAUUUUA
Myxocyprinus asiaticus (Chinese sucker) is the source of this 6588-nucleotide messenger RNA. It is a transcript of the gene pgap3, whose product is annotated as post-GPI attachment to proteins phospholipase 3. NCBI's taxonomy places the organism in Eukaryota, Metazoa, Chordata, Actinopteri, Cypriniformes, Catostomidae. Gene Ontology annotation, molecular function: hydrolase activity, acting on ester bonds. Gene Ontology annotation, cellular component: endoplasmic reticulum membrane. The transcript has 8 exons. The coding region runs from base 200 to 1162 and encodes 320 amino acids. Gene Ontology annotation, biological process: GPI anchor biosynthetic process. The record is from RefSeq and is a predicted model, not a curated record.